This is a messenger RNA of Alligator mississippiensis (American alligator), 1053 nucleotides long. Its product is annotated as trypsin-3. Bases 198 to 986 code for a protein of 262 amino acids. The record is from RefSeq and is a predicted model, not a curated record. Gene Ontology annotation, biological process: proteolysis. Lineage: Eukaryota; Metazoa; Chordata; Crocodylia; Alligatoridae. The transcript has 5 exons. Gene Ontology annotation, molecular function: serine-type endopeptidase activity.
AGUCAAACACCAGUGUCCUGGGGUGCCUCCAUGAAUAAUUGAUUGUUCUCUUUGGGAUUCAGGUUUCCAUGGCAACUGAAAGAGGAACCAGGAUACCAAGGUAUGAAUUGAAGUUUCUUUGGGUCUCUGUCCACUCAGCAGCUAAGAGUUGGAGUUACCUUUGGCAGGUGCUUAUAUAAUCCAACAUUGACUCGGAGAUGAAUUGCCUUGAUCUGAGGCUUCUGCUGCUCCUGCAGUUAUGCUCUUUGAUUGGGGGACAGCGCAAGCUCCAGCGCAUCAUCGGGGGUCACAUCGUGGGGCCGCAUUCUGCCAAGUACCUGGUGUCGCUGAAGAGGAUGACGGGCUCCCACUUCUGUGGCGGGUCUCUGGUUAGUCGGAGCUGGGUCCUGACGGCUGCUCACUGCAAGACCGAAUAUCCCCGUAGAAUAAACCAGAUGCUAAUAGUAGCCGGUGAAUAUUCGCUCUCCACUUUCGAAGGCACAGAACAGAUUUUCCGGCCCUCCCGGAUGGUGGUUCACCCAGACUACAGCUCCACUACCAAAAAUGCAGACGUCAUGCUGAUUAAGCUGAACCGGCCGGUGGUCUAUAACGCCUUUGUUUCCAUUGUGCCACUUCCUCAGCAAGGCGCUACGGUGAAGGAAGGCCGCCUCUGCCAAGUCUCCGGCUGGGGGUACACCAGUCCCAUCGGCGGGAGGACAUCGGACACCCUACGCAGUGUGCGCCUCCCUAUCGUCCCCUCCUGGAAAUGCAACGCCUCGUCCUCCUAUGCAGGAUUCAUCACCAGCAACAUGAUUUGUGCCGGGCUCAGCACAGGGGGCAAAGACGCCUGCCAGGGGGACUCCGGUGGGCCGCUGGUGUGCGAGGGCCGAGUGUUCGGGAUCGUGUCCUGGGGGCACAGCUGUGCCAGCCCGCGGUAUCCAGGCGUCUACACGGCUGUAGCCAACUUCCAGAAGUGGAUCUACAAAACCAUCUUCAGACACCAGUAGCGGCAGCUCUGGUCCCCCUUCCCAUAACGCCGCAUGACAUUGAGCCAAUAAAACGGUGGCGAGGAAG